Pollicipes pollicipes is the source of this 3103-nucleotide messenger RNA. RefSeq lists its product as uncharacterized. Gene Ontology annotation, biological process: intracellular signal transduction; cGMP biosynthetic process; receptor guanylyl cyclase signaling pathway. Gene Ontology annotation, cellular component: plasma membrane. Gene Ontology annotation, molecular function: adenylate cyclase activity; peptide receptor activity; guanylate cyclase activity. The transcript has 14 exons. The coding region runs from base 59 to 2062 and encodes 667 amino acids. The record is from RefSeq and is a predicted model, not a curated record. NCBI's taxonomy places the organism in Eukaryota, Metazoa, Arthropoda, Thecostraca, Pollicipedomorpha, Pollicipedidae.
UGUCGGAGAAGGCUGUGAAGGACCCCGGCGUCGCCGCCGCCGGCUCCGUCCCGGCGCCAUGCCUAACAAGAAGAAGAGCAAAGAUGGCGACGACAAGGAGGGGGCCAAGGAGACGUCGGAGCGGGCCGAGAGUGAGGCGCUUGAGAUGAAGUUGCCGCCCAACCCGCGCCGCCUCUCCGGCAUCUCCAUCGACAGCGAGGACUCCACCAAGAUGGUCGAGGUUAAGACGGGCUGCUGCGGCAUGGACCCCACCACAGGACGGGGGAAGCAGCUCCACCUGAUCCAGAUGCUGCUGCUGCCUUUCAUCCCCAUCAUGGCGCUCAUCAUACAGAACGUGGUGAACAUGGUCACUGUGCUGGAGUCUCAGGCAGACAUGCAGAAGACCAUCGAACAGGUGCAAAUCAGUACCGACCUGGGCAACGUCACGGAAGCCCUGCAGUCUGAGCGCGCCGAGAUCGCCUUCUUCCUCUUCACCAACGGCUCCGUGAUCCGGCGGAACCUCUCCGAGCACUUCCAGUACACCAACCAGCUGAUCGACAACUUGCAAUGGCCGGAGUUCCGGAUCGACGACAAACUAUUCCUCAACAAGUUCCUGUUCCGGAUUCGCUUGGACGACUUCAGGGACAAGAUCAGGAAAUUCGACACGCCCUCCAUCGAUGCCGGAAUAGCGUUCUACAACAGGGCCAAUUAUAUCUUUCUGGAUCAGCUCACUCGGGAGAUCAAGGAGAAAGACGCCAGCGGCGUGUGGCGUCCGCUCCUCGCCUACAAGAACAUGAUCCGUGCCAUCGAGCAUCUGGGCAUCAGCAUGGUGUUCGGCGAGCAGUACUUCGGCAGGGGCGACCUGGACCAGAGCAGCUACAUCGAGUUUGUUACUAACGACGCGCUUGGACAGGACUUCCUCAACAGCAGUCAGAACUUCGCAUACUGGAUCAAAGAUCGGUACGUGCAGCUGCAGAGUAUGUACCCCUGGUACUCCAACAUCACCCGACGACGUCACGAAAUUUUGCUGCGAGAGAAGAUUGACCCCGACUUUGAGAAAGCUACGGAGUACUUUUAUGCCAUGCUAGGGUACCUCGACGCCCUGAAGACGAUCCAGUACGAGAUCCGGCACGAGGUGGAGAACACAAUUCGGGAGGGCGUGCGGGCGCUGAACUCGGAGGUGGUGGUGGGCCUGGCGCUGCUGGUCAUCGUGCUGCUCAUCUCCCCCAUCAUCAUUCUCCUGGUCCGCAUGGUCACCAGGACGCUACAGGCGUUCUCGGAAACACUCCUGGAAAAGACGCAUGAGCUAAGCAACGAGAAGAAGAGGUCCGACAAACUGCUGUACCAAAUGUUGCCGCCGACGGUGGCUCAGCAGCUCAGGCAGAGGAAGCAGGUGUCGACGGAGGUGCACGAGUCGGUGACGGUGUACUUCAGCGACAUCAUCGGCUUCUACGAGCUCGCCGCUGAGAGCACACCGCUGCAGGUGAUCUCGCUGCUCAACGUCAUCUAUAAGAUGUACGACUCACAGAUUGACUGUUAUGACGUGUAUAAAAUCGACACCGUCGGCGACGCGUACAUGGUCGCCAGUGGACUGCACAUGAGACGGCCCGACACGAAUCACGCGGCGGAGGUGGCCCACAUGGCCCUGGACCUGCUGACGGGCACAGAGAACUUCGUCAUCCCGCACAUGCCCGGGGAGAAGCUCAAGAUCAGGAUCGGAAUCCAUACGGGCCCGGUGGUGGCUGGUGUGGUCGGCACUAAGAUGCCGCGCUACUGCCUGUUUGGCGACACCGUGUCAACCGCCUCACGUCUGGAGUACACAGGCCAACCGUUCAAGAUCCACAUCUCAAGCGCGACCCGCAGCAUGUUGGAGCCCACGCAGGGAGGCUUCAUCGUGGUGCCACGUGGAGAGGUGGACGUGCACAGGAACAAGCCGAAGAUGGAGACGUUCUGGUUGGUGGGUCGCCACAACGACACUAAAAAGCGGAAGGAGAAGAUGGAACGAGAGAACAGCACGAAGGUCAGCGGCAGCAAGAAGAAGAAGGGCAACCCGUCGGUGAUUAAGAAGAUCCUCUGCAAAUAACGCGUCCCUACGUUGACACAGCUGAUGGUGGCUUCGCGGAGACACCGGCGUUGAAAGGUUGUUUAGAGCGGAGGAUGGCUUUGGUUCGUGAGCCGAAGCGACUUCGCCAAGCGGAAAAUUUGUUGCACUAUGUAGGUAUGCGCAGGCCGACGUGGCCAUGGAACUUCGCACAAUAUCAGUCAGUCUUCCCGCCCUGUUUGUCGUCUUCGUUGAGUUACUGUGAGCGGUUCCCUGAGGGAACACUGGACGACACGGGAUAAAUGGUGGACAGUGUACGCCGCUGUGGCAGCCGCGUUGUUGGUACCAUGCCAGUACCAAAUAUUCAGAGCCCUCGAUGAUCACUGACACACUGGUAGAUUGUGGUAUCCUCCAGGCAAAACAGAAGGUGUUUUGAGGCGCUUGGGCGAGACUUUGCUUUGUUCUCAAAGUCCCCAGUCUAAGCUGGCUGAUUUGACGACCUUCGCCUCUUUGACGACCUUUUCUAUUUGAACAGAAGCUACUUGAACAGAGGAUUGAAACUACUGUGACGGCGUACACUUGGGUGUGAUUAUCAAGACGCUGACCUGUCGAAGUAGUUUUUAGCUAUUUUUCACAAAUACUUGCAGGAAAAUCCAUAGUUGGAUUGCCAUGUUUUCGGUACAGACUUGUCCGAGCAUAGAAAUUUUACGAUUGUCCUAGAACAUAAGCCAUACAUUGCAGUUGACCGUGGAUGCGACAGCCUUAAGAGAAUGAGGAUCAGCUGGCACUUUUUCUUCGCCAGCCCCUUAAAAUACAGAAUCGGGUGAACACAGGCUGCAGUCGCCAGUGCCGCGUAAGGCCCCAUUUGUGCCGAGAAAGCUUAAAAGUAUAAGGAAGUUGCUGGGACAAAACUGUCAAAUCUUGCAUCUGUCGAUCGGGAGACGUUUGAAUUAUGCUUUUCUGAAUAAAGUUAUCGAAGCUGCUGAAAUACUUGCCACCCGCUGUUGUCCACCAAUCAAUAUUAUGUCACCAUGCACAAGUCUGCUCCUGGAAGGGUAAUAGAUUAUAGGAUCAUGAUUUCAU